This is a messenger RNA of Poeciliopsis prolifica (blackstripe livebearer), 2249 nucleotides long. RefSeq names its product alpha-internexin-like. The record is from RefSeq and is a predicted model, not a curated record. Gene Ontology annotation, cellular component: postsynaptic intermediate filament cytoskeleton; cytoplasm; intermediate filament. NCBI's taxonomy places the organism in Eukaryota, Metazoa, Chordata, Actinopteri, Cyprinodontiformes, Poeciliidae. Bases 1 to 1371 code for a protein of 456 amino acids. Gene Ontology annotation, molecular function: structural constituent of postsynaptic intermediate filament cytoskeleton. The transcript has 5 exons. Gene Ontology annotation, biological process: intermediate filament organization.
AUGAGCUUCGGGGACCGCCACACCGUGUCGUCCUACCGCAAGAUCUUCGGAGAUUCUCCCCGCUUCCCGACCUCUGCGUCCCGCAUGGGCAGCGCGGCCCCUCGGCCCUCCACGGGGCCCAGAGCCACGGCCGCGCCGCGCCACGGCGCAUCCUCCGUGGGGAUGUACAGACGCCACGGUCGGUCCUCCGCCCCGUUCUCUCUGGUUCCGACCGGUUCUUUCGAUUUGAGUCAAACCUCUGUGGUCAACAAUGAAUUCAAAGUGAUCAGAACCAACGAGAAGGAGCAGCUGCAGGGUCUGAAUGACCGCUUCGCCAUGUUCAUCGAUAAAGUCCGGUAUCUGGAGCAGCAGAACAAAGUCCUGGAGACGGAGCUGGUGAGCCUCCGGCAGAAACACAGCGAGCCUUCCCGCGUCGAGCUUCUCUACCAGCAGGAGAUGAGAGACCUGCGCUCCCAACUGGACGAGCUGAACCGGGACAAGAACCGAAUCCUGAUCGACAGGAAUAACAUGGAGGACGAGCUGCAGAAGCUGAGUGUGAAGUUCGAUGAAGAGGCGAGGGCGCGGGAGGAAGCCGAGCAAACCCUUCGGUCCUACAGGAAGGAUGUUGAUGACGCGACGGCGGUCCGCCUGGACCUGGAGCGGCGCGUCGAGUCACUGUCGGAUGAAAUCUCCUUCCUGAAGAAAGUGCAUGAAGAGGAAAUCGAGGAGCUGAGCAACAUGAUGGAGGCGCAGCAGGUCUCCGUGGAGAUGGAUCUCGCCAAACCAGACCUCACCUCAGCUCUGAAGGAGAUCCGCAGCCAGUACGAGUCCAUUGCCUCCAAAAACCUGCAGUCGGCUGAGGAGUGGUACAAGAGCAAGUUUGCGAGCCUGAGUGAGCAGGCGACCCGGAGCAACGAGGCAAUGAGGGCCAGCAGGGAAGAGAUCAACGAGUUCAGGAGGCAGCUGCAGUCCAAGACGGUGGAGAUAGAGACCCUGAGGGGCGCCAACGAGUCUCUGGAGAGGCAGAUGGGCGAGAUGGAGGACACGCACAAUGCUGAGGUCACAGCCAUGCAGGACACCAUUAGCCACCUGGACAGUGAGCUGAGGAACCUGAAGACUGAGAUGGCUCAGCACCUGAGGGAGUACCAAGACCUGCUCAAUGUCAAGAUGGCUCUGGAUAUCGAGAUCGCCGCCUACAGAAAACUAUUGGAGGGAGAAGAGACCCACUUCAACUCUGGGAUGUUAUUUGGCACCGCUAGCUACAGCUACCAAGCCCGAAGCUCCACCGAAUCGUACAAAAGCAGCCAGAGGGAGAAAGGAGGAGCCAUGAAGGAAAGCUUCAAGGACAUCAGCGAGGACAAAGAAGAGGCAGACAUCAACUCCAACAACUGAACACAAGCAGGGGAGAAAUUACACCCAAUCAUGAGCAUCAAAGCUGUGACAUAGGGUUAAACUAUUGUGCAACUUUAAAACAAAACCUGGGUGCACAAGUUUGAAUUGAUCAAAUGUUUCUUAGGUGGUUUAGUCUUGACAUCGCCAUUUUUGUAGUUCUUUUUUAUAGUUCUGGUUGGAUAAUUGACCAUUCAUCUUGGAAUAAUUAGCAUUUUGGGAUCAAUAUUAAGGUAUUUUCCUGUUUUAAACCCAUAAAUUCUACCUGAAGUGAUAUAAUACCCUUUAAAUAAGAAAGUAACUAAGUAUCUAAUGUGAAUGCAUAUUAUAUAUACACACACACUUUUUUUUUAGGAUUCUUGACUAAACAAAAUCAAAAAAUAAAAGAAGCCAAACUUCACCAAACCUGCAAAGUUGGGUAAUUAUUUGUUUUCCUUCUGAUUCCUGUUUGUUGAUGGAACGUAUUAAAUACAUCUCAAUCCAAAGGUCUGCCUUGUGCCACCUGUUGCUGAUUGCUUAACUAAUUUCUAAAUCGUAGAUUGCCUACCUCAGACAGUUGUUCCUGGAACAAUCUGAAUAGUUUUGACUCCAUAUAUUUUUCUGGCAAUGUUGGGCAGAAUAGUUUAAACUGAUUUUAAACCUCCAUUAUGUUUAGAGACUUUUCUAGAGACAAAAACAAACACAAUUGACCAAAACUAAGCUUUUCAGAAGCUUGCAAAAACAAAGUAAUUUUGCUGCAGCUUUGAAACAUCUGGUGGACAAACAUAAAACUGCAUUUUAAACCUGAAGUUGAAUACCAGUCCUUACAAAAACGUCAGUUUUUAAUUCACUUUAAACUAAUUUAAGAAACUCAGACCAUAAUUCAAAGUCUACCUUAAAUU